GCCGGUCGUCCAGACUCCAGAGCGAAGACGAGGCAAAGCAGCCACCAAUGAGGCGGAUAAGCCGCUUGUGGCCACCACCCGCCCCGCCUCCCACAGCCUCCUACUUCAAAGCUCUACGUACUCCACUACCCUGAGCUCUAUACUGCCAAGAGGAGACUCGAUCGAUCAAUCGAGAGAAAGAGGAAAAUAGCUAGCUAGCAGCGGCGAUCAUGGCGUCCGUGGGGUUCGGCACGAGCAUGGCCGUGGCGCCGGUGGCGGCGGCGGGGAUGGGAAGCGGGCGGAGGCUUCGGAGGACGCAGGUGGUGGCGGCGACGAGGGGCCAGGCGGCGCCGAAGAAGCAGGAGAAGGGGAUCCUGGACUUCAUCGUGGGCGCCAUCGUCAAGGACGAGCAGCUGCUCAUCGAGACCGACCCGCUCCUCAACAAGGUCGACACCCCCGCGCCUUCCCCCGCCUCCGGCACCGUCUCCAAGAAGAAGCCGGCCGCCGAUGACGGCGGCGGCGGGUUCAGCCUCGGCGGCCUCUUCGCCAAGAAAGGAUGAAGACAUGUAUGCUUGCUUAUCAAUUAUCAUCAUCAUGGUCAUAGCUUGAUGUAAUUCUUGAGGCAUCGCAAAGAUUGCAUAUAUGUACAUUUGGUGUGACUCAAGUGACUUUUUUUGGCUGUGAUAAUGUCCUUCUACUUAUUGUUUCACUUACAUGACAUCACAGAGCACUUGUUGCCUUUUUC
This is a messenger RNA of Brachypodium distachyon (stiff brome), 724 nucleotides long. RefSeq lists its product as uncharacterized. The record is from RefSeq and is a predicted model, not a curated record. The coding region runs from base 210 to 539 and encodes 109 amino acids. NCBI's taxonomy places the organism in Eukaryota, Viridiplantae, Streptophyta, Magnoliopsida, Poales, Poaceae. Gene Ontology annotation, cellular component: chloroplast. The transcript has a single exon.